Metarhizium robertsii ARSEF 23 is the source of this 246-nucleotide messenger RNA. Its product is annotated as P450 monooxygenase. Lineage: Eukaryota; Fungi; Ascomycota; Sordariomycetes; Hypocreales; Clavicipitaceae. Bases 1 to 246 code for a protein of 81 amino acids. The record is from RefSeq and is a predicted model, not a curated record. The transcript has a single exon.
AUGGCUGGCUUGCUUUCGUGGCAGUCUGUGAGCAGUUGGAGUCGAACACUCGGCUCCGACUGCAUUUCGCACUUGACAGUUGCGGCCCCAGUCUGGCUACUGGGUGCCAUUGCCAUGGCUGGCAUUAUCGGUGUAGAGGCAUGUAAAGGCACGCAGUCUUACGGACACUCGCACUCACAAACCACGGGUGCUGAUGCUGACGCCGGUGCUGAUGCUGAUGCGAAGUGGAGUAUAGCAUCGCGAUAG